GCUGUCAUGGCGGCGAGGAGUAGCUUCAGUGGGCACAGGGGCAUUCGCGCGAGCCGUGGCGGGGCGAGCUGUGGCAGUAGCAACCUCACCACCGCCGGCAGCGUCAGCCGCGGUGUCCAUAGCGCUAGCAGCGGAGGUUUUUGCAAAGGUUGAGCGCAGGGGUCGGGCGGGCCAGGAAGCCAUGGAGUUCUGUGCAGCCGCGGACUCCCGGGGAGCAGACUAGGGAAACUUGGAGGCUGCGACCAGGUGCACUGACCUCUCUCUCCUCCCUCUCCUCGCCGUCGCCGCCGGGCCUCCCCUCCCUCCUUGCCACAACACACACCUCCCCUCCUCUCGCCGUCGAACCUCAGGUGCCUGAGUGCUCCACUCCUCCCCCUGGGCCGAGCGUUGAGAGUAAUCACCGCCCCCUUCCCCCGCCUUUUCCUGCCCUGGAUCUCCGCCGCCGCCUCCGUCUCGCGGCUCCCUGGCCGGGGGUGAGGACGAGUCCGGAGUAUCUGGGGUUUGGCGUUGUUGUCAGCCUCGGGGAGAGAGAUUGGACAAAUAUUCUCCAAGAGGAGGAGGGCGACGCCAAGGACUUUCCCCAUCAACUGCUUUUGGGGUUUCUCCGCAACUUGGAAGAGUGACCCUUUUCCUGUUGUGUUGCGUGUGUGUGCUUAUUCCUAGUGCAGCAAUUGCUGUCCCAUAGUGACUCCGAGUUGUCCUUUCUCAUGAACUAGCUAGCAAUGGCUAGUGAAGACAAUAAUGUCCCUUCCCCGCCACCAACAGGUGAUGACGGGGGAGGUGGAGGGAAAGAAGAAACCUCUGCAGAAGAGGGUGCAUUGUCCCUGAAACCAGGGCUCCCCAUCAGGGGCAUCAGAAUGAAAUUUGCCGUGUUAACGGGGUUGGUUGAAGUUGGAGAAGUAUCCAAUAGGGAUAUUGUAGAAACUGUCUUUAACCUGCUGGUAGGAGGGCAGUUUGAUUUGGAAAUGAAUUUCAUUAUCCAAGAAGGUGAGAGUAUCAUCUGCAUGGUGGACCUACUAGAAAAAUGUGACAUUACUUGCCAAGCAGAAGUCUGGAGCAUGUUUACAGCGAUUCUGAAGAAAAGCAUACGAAAUCUUCAAGUCUGCACUGAAGUAGGCCUUGUUGAGAAAGUGCUCGGGAAAAUUGAAAAAGUCGACAAUAUGAUAGCAGAUCUUUUAGUUGACAUGUUGGGAGUGCUGGCUAGCUAUAAUUUGACCGUUCGAGAACUAAAGCUAUUCUUCAGUAAACUUCAAGGAAAUAAAGGACAAUGGCCUCCACAUGCUGGGAAGUUGCUGUCUGUGUUAAAGCAUAUGCCUCAGAAGUAUGGUCCUGAUGCCUUUUUCAACUUCCCAGGAAAGAGUGCUGCAGCCAUUGCAUUACCUCCUAUAGCCAAAUGGCCAUACCAGAAUGGUUUUACAUUUCAUACCUGGCUAAGAAUGGAUCCUGUAAAUAACAUCAAUGUGGAUAAGGAUAAACCAUAUUUAUAUUGUUUCAGAACGAGCAAAGGUCUUGGUUAUUCUGCUCACUUUGUUGGGGGCUGUUUGAUUAUAACAUCAAUAAAGUCAAAAGGAAAAGGCUUUCAACACUGUGUGAAAUUUGAUUUUAAGCCGCAAAAGUGGUAUAUGGUAACUAUAGUGCACAUUUAUAACCGAUGGAAGAACAGUGAGCUUCGUUGUUACGUGAAUGGUGAGCUAGCUUCCUAUGGAGAGAUAACAUGGUUUGUCAACACCAGUGAUACCUUUGACAAAUGUUUCCUGGGCUCAUCAGAAACAGCGGAUGCUAAUAGGGUAUUCUGUGGUCAGAUGACUGCAGUUUACCUUUUUAGUGAAGCUCUUAAUGCCGCUCAGAUUUUUGCUAUUUAUCAGUUGGGCCUGGGAUAUAAGGGUACAUUUAAAUUCAAAGCAGAGAGUGAUCUGUUUCUUGCUGAGCAUCAUAAACUUUUAUUGUAUGAUGGCAAACUCUCUAGUGCCAUUGCAUUCACCUACAAUCCACGUGCUACAGAUGCCCAGCUCUGCCUUGAAUCAUCCCCUAAGGACAAUCCUUCAAUUUUUGUCCAUUCACCGCAUGCACUUAUGCUCCAGGAUGUGAAAGCUGUUUUAACACAUUCCAUUCAAAGUGCUAUGCAUUCAAUUGGAGGAGUACAAGUGCUGUUUCCACUUUUUGCACAGUUGGAUUAUAGGCAAUAUUUAUCUGAUGAGGUUGACUUGACUAUAUGUUCAACUUUGCUGGCUUUUAUCAUGGAGUUGUUGAAGAACUCAAUUGCUAUGCAGGAGCAGAUGCUUGCCUGCAAAGGCUUCUUGGUAAUAGGAUACAGUCUUGAAAAGUCUUCCAAAUCCCAUGUCAGCAGAGCAGUACUUGAACUUUGUCUUGCAUUUUCAAAAUAUCUGAGUAAUCUGCAGAAUGGGAUGCCCCUACUCAAACAGUUGUGUGAUCACAUUCUUCUUAACCCAGCUAUAUGGAUUCAUACCCCAGCUAAGGUUCAGUUGACACUCUAUACUUACCUAUCCACGGAAUUCAUUGGUACAGUCAACAUAUAUAAUGCCAUUCGGAGAGUUGGAACAGUGCUUCUCAUCAUGCAUACACUGAAGUAUUACUACUGGGCAGUGAAUCCUCAGGAUCGAAGUGGUAUCACCCCUAAAGGAUUAGAUGGACCACGACCUAAUCAAAAAGAAAUACUUUCUCUACGAGCAUUUUUGUUGAUGUUCAUUAAGCAGUUAGUGAUGAAGGAUUCUGGAGUAAAGGAAGAUGAACUGCAGGCCAUUCUUAAUUACCUACUCACUAUGCAUGAGGAUGACAAUCUAAUGGAUGUCCUACAACUGCUUGUUGCAUUAAUGUCAGAACAUCCUAACUCUAUGAUUCCUGCUUUUGACCAAAGGAAUGGAUUACGUGUAAUCUAUAAACUUAUGGCAUCGACAAGUGAAGGAAUCAGAGUACAAGCUCUCAAGGCAAUGGGCUAUUUUUUAAAACACCUGGCCCCAAAAAGAAAAGCUGAAGUCAUGCUUGGACAUGGAUUAUUUUCAUUGCUAGCAGAAAGACUCAUGCUUCAGACAAAUUUAAUCACAAUGACCACAUAUAAUGUUUUGUUUGAGAUUCUUAUAGAGCAUAUUUGUACUCAAGUGAUACACAAACAGCAUCCGGAUCCUGAUUCUUCAGUAAAGAUACAAAAUCCUCAGAUACUAAAAGUAAUUGCAACCCUACUUCGAAAUUCUCCCCAUUGCCCAGAGAGCAUGGAAGUUCGCAGAACCUUUCUUUCUGACAUGAUUAAACUUUUUAAUAACAGUAGAGAAAACAGAAGGAGCUUGCUACAGUGUUCUGUAUGGCAAGAAUGGAUGCUUUCUCUUUGCUAUUUCAAUCCUAAGAAUUCUGAUGAGCAAAAGAUAACAGAAAUGGUAUAUGCCAUAUUCAGAAUCCUACUUUACCAUGCAGUCAAAUAUGAAUGGGGUGGCUGGCGUGUGUGGGUAGACACCUUAUCAAUCACACAUUCAAAGGUCACUUUUGAAAUACACAAAGAAAAUCUUGCCAAUAUGUUCAGAGAACACCAGGGAAAAGUUGAUGAAGAAAUAGGGCAAUGUUCAAAUCCAGUUGAAGCAGUCUCUGCCAUUAGCCAGGAUGUUAAUGUUUCAGUAACAUCCCAGCAAUCAGAUAUGAAGGCUUGUCCUGUGUCUCCUCAUAGCACCAGAAAUAGUGAUGAAAAGUCAACUGUUGAGAAGACAAUUUCAAUAGACUCUGCUUCCAAUGUUGAACUGCAAACUCCUAACCCAUCUAAUGAAGAAAGGAAAACUGGUCAAGAAAGUCAGGAGUUACUAGAUGAAGUCCCUUUAGAAGAAACAUUGAUAAAUGAAACAAUUAAUACAGGUGAUUUAGAAGUAUCCUCUGAUAUGAUAGAAGGUGAGACUGUUUUCUCUAGUUCUUUUAAAACGAGUGUCACAGGUAUAAUGACUGUUAGUGAAGUAACUGCUUCUAUAAGUUCUCCUUCAGAAGAGGAUGCAUCAGAGGUGCCAGAGUUAUUGGAUAAGUCUAUGGUAGAGGAAGAUGAUGAUGAUUAUGUAGAACUGAAGGUAGAAAGUGGUUCUACUGAGGAAGCCAGUCUACCCACAGAGCUCCGAGAAGAUAGUUUGUCUCCAGUUGCAUCUGAAGCCAGUGGAAGACUGGACAUGCUUAGUAAUGACAACAAAUUAAUCUUUCAAGAGCAAGAAGCUGUAAGUAAGAAGCAAACUGACAGUGAAACUCAAGAUUCCAAGGAUUCUGGAAUCUUGACUAUGACAGCAUCAGGGUCUUCGGCUACCUCACCAGAUACUACUGUUUCCCAGACACCUGCACAGUCAGACAUUGGUGAGAUGCUAGAGGAAGGGAAGAAAGCAGUUAACUUGGUGAGAGAAACCAAAUUAAUUGGUGAAUCUCCCAUCUUUGAGUCUCCUACUGCUUCUGAGCAGAGGAUUGCUAAAUUGGAUGUUUCCAGUGUUGCUACAGAUACUGAGAGAUUGGAAUUGAAGGCCAAUACAAACAUGGAGGCAUCUCAACCCCAUCAACCUGUGCCUGAGAUGUCAAGGCGGCAGGAGGAACCAGGUCAAGGAAUAGCACCAGAUGGAGUUACUGGACAAAGGAGGGAUUCCAGAUCCACUAUGUUUCGUAUUCCUGAGUUCAAAUGGUCUCAAAUGCAUCAGCGUUUGCUCACUGAUCUGUUAUUUUCAAUAGAAACAGAUAUACAGAUGUGGAGAAGCCAUUCAACAAAGACAGUUAUGGACUUCGUGAAUAGCAGUGAUAAUGUCAUCUUUGUACACAACACAAUUCAUCUCAUCUCUCAAGUGAUGGACAAUAUGGUCAUGGCUUGUGGGGGUAUACUGCCAUUGCUUUCAGCGGCUACAUCAGCUACACAUGAGCUGGAGAAUAUUGAACCUACUCAAGGCCUUUCAAUAGAAGCCUCUGUGACAUUUUUGCAGAGGCUAAUCAGCCUUGUGGAUGUGCUUAUAUUUGCAAGUUCUCUUGGCUUUACUGAAAUUGAAGCUGAAAAAAGUAUGUCUUCUGGUGGAAUUUUGCGACAGUGUCUCCGACUAGUGUGUGCAGUGGCAGUAAGGAAUUGUUUAGAGUGUCAACAGCAUUCACAACUGAAAGCUAGAGGAGAUGCAGCCAAAGGCCAGAAAACAAUGCACAGCCUGAUUCCCAUGGGGAAAUCUGCAGCAAAGAGUCCAGUGGACAUUGUAACUGGUGGUAUAUCUCCAGUAAGAGAUUUUGACAAGCUCCUACAAGACAUGGAUAUUAAUCGGCUUAGGGCAGUUGUCUUCAGAGACAUAGAGGAUAGCAAACAAGCUCAGUUUUUAGCCUUGGCAGUUGUGUACUUUAUCUCUGUUCUUAUGGUCUCAAAGUACAGAGACAUUUUGGAACCCCAAAAUGAAAGGCGUAACCAGUCAUUUAAGGAAACUGGUAGUGAACGUGGAAAUUUAUCACUUCCUGAUGUAGAAAAUACACCAUCAGCAUUUAGUCCGUUAACACCAGCGUCAGUGGAAGAACCUGAAAGCACAUCAUCUACUCGAAGGAGGGACUCAGGCAUUGGGGAAGAAACAGCUGCUGGCUUAGGAAACAGUGUGGAUGUAGCUCCUCCUAUUGUACCUUCAAGUGUCAGUGCAGGCCCAGAUGCAAUCAGUGAGGCACUGUGCACUCUUUCUUUAGAAGUCAAUAAAUCUCAGGAAACCAAAAAUGUUGGAGGAAAUGAGUUGGAUAACAAGGCUGCACCAUCAGUUCCAGUUUCAAAAAAUGUCAAUGUAAAGGACAUUCUUCGAAGCUUGGUUAAUAUACCAGCAGAUGGAGUCACAGUGGAUCCUACCCUUCUGCCACCAGCCUGCCUUGGAGCUCUCAGUGAUCUAUCUGUUGAACAACCUGUGCAGUUCAGAUCUUUUGAUAGAAGUGUCAUCAUUGCAACAAAAAAAUCAGCAGUCUUACCUUCCACACUUAGUACAAGUUUACCUACCAGUGCUGUCAGUGCGGUUUCUUCAGUAGAUUCAAGCCAAGCCUCAGAUGUAGGAGGAGAAUCACCUGGUGGUAGAUCAUCUAAUGCAAAAUUGCCCUCGGUGCCAACAGUUGGCUCAGUUCCACAAGACCAAGUUUCAAAUAUGAGUAUUACAGAGAAGCUUGAACAUGCUUUGGAAAAGGCAGCUCCUCUUCUGCGAGAGAUUUUUGUGGAUUUUGCACCUUUUCUUUCUCGGACACUUCUGGGUAGUCAUGGACAAGAACUGCUUAUAGAAGGAACAAGUCUGGUUUGCAUGAAGUCUAGUAGUUCGGUUGUGGAAUUGGUUAUGCUACUGUGUUCUCAGGUGAGUAACAGGAAUAAAUGUUGGAUUAAAA
Messenger RNA from Leptonychotes weddellii (Weddell seal), 6339 nucleotides. The record is from RefSeq and is a predicted model, not a curated record. NCBI's taxonomy places the organism in Eukaryota, Metazoa, Chordata, Mammalia, Carnivora, Phocidae.